UGGAGGGAGGGAACGCAUUUAAAGGAGCCAAGGCCCAGGAUAAGGUAGAAAUUUAAAGGGACAGAAGCCCCGAAGACAAGAGACAUUUAAAGGUGCAGAUGCCCAAGAUAGAACAAACUCUUGAGACUACCAGUUCCGCACACCGAAGACAUUUAAAGUGGUUCUCUCCAUCCCGGACCUUGUUCCCAGGCUAUGGCCCCCAGUGCCCUGUAGACCUGGCAGUCCCCCGGUGUUUGCGGCCCCUACUUGGGGGUCUGGGUGGCUACCGGAGGGCCUUCCAAAGGGAAAGAGAAGGCAGGACCAUGGCAUCUAGGGCCUCUGAACUUCCCCAGGGGCGCAGCGUGACGGCGGGCAUCAUCAUUGUUGGAGAUGAGAUCCUCAAGGGACACACUCAAGACACCAACACCUACUUUCUGUGCCGGACACUGCGCUCCCUGGGGGUCCAGGUGUGCCGAGUCUCUGUUGUGCCUGAUGAAGUAGCCACCAUUGCAGCCGAGGUCACCUCUUUCUCUAGCCGGUUUACCCAUGUUCUCACUGCAGGGGGCAUCGGCCCCACUCACGAUGAUGUGACCUUUGAGGCAGUUGCCCAGGCUUUCGGGGAGGAGCUGAAGCCACAUCCUGAGCUGGAAGAGGCCAUCAAAGCCCUAGGAGGGCAGGGCUGGGAGAAGCUGUCCCUGGUGCCCUCCUCUGCCCGCUUGCAUUACGGCGUAGAUCCUCGCACUGGCCGCCCCUUCCGAUUCCCGCUGGUCUCUGUCCGGAACGUCUACCUCUUCCCAGGCAUUCCGGAGCUGCUGCGGCGGGUGCUGGAGGGGCUAAAGGGACUGUUCCAGAACACAGCUGUUCAUUUCCACUCCAAGGAGCUGUAUGUGGCUGCUGCUGAAACCUCUAUUGCCCCCAUCCUUGCGGAGGCCCAGGCCCACUUUGGGCGGAAGCUUGGCCUGGGUUCCUACCCUGACUGGGGCAGCAACUACUAUCAGGUGAAGCUGACUCUAGACUCUGAGGAAGAAGGACCACUGGAGGAAUGCCUGGCCUACCUGACUGCCCGUCUGCCCCAGGGGUCGCUGGUCUCCUACAUGCCCAACGCCGUGGAGCAAGCCAGUGAGGCUGUAUACAAACUCGCUCAAUCAGGGUCUUCUCUGGGGAAAAAGGUAGCAGGUGCCCUACAGACCAUUGAGACUGCCCUGGCUCGGUACCAUCUCAACCAGCUCUGUGUGGGCUUCAACGGGGGCAAGGACUGCACCGCCCUCCUGCACCUCUUCCAUGCAGCUGUGCAGAGGAAAUUUCCUGAUGUCCCCAAACCCCUCCAGAUCCUGUAUAUCCGCAGCAUCUCCCCUUUUCCUGAACUGGAACAGUUUCUACAGGACACUAUCAAGAGGUAUAAUCUGCAGGUGUUGGAGGCUGAGGGUGACAUGAAGCAGGCCCUGUGUGAGCUGCAGACACAGCACCCCCAGUUGGAGGCUGUCCUGAUGGGCACUCGCCGGACUGAUCCCUAUUCCUGUAGCCUCUGCCCUUUCAGUCCCACCGACCCCGGCUGGCCUUCUUUCAUGCGCAUCAACCCACUGCUGGACUGGACCUACAGAAACAUCUGGGACUUUCUACGUCAGCUGUUUGUCCCAUAUUGUAUCCUGUAUGACCGAGGGUACACGUCUCUGGGGAGUCGGGAGAACACAGUACAGAACCCAGCCCUGAAGUGCCUAGGCCCAGGAGGACACCCCACCUACCGUCCAGCCUACCUACUGGAGAAUGAAGAAGAGGAGCGAAACUCCCGCAUGUGACCUCCUGUGUGGAGGGGGGAGGGGAGUGCCUGUCAAUAAACCAGCCUCUCACUGUG
Marmota flaviventris (yellow-bellied marmot) is the source of this 1831-nucleotide messenger RNA. It is a transcript of the gene Flad1, whose product is annotated as flavin adenine dinucleotide synthetase 1. Gene Ontology annotation, biological process: FAD biosynthetic process. The record is from RefSeq and is a predicted model, not a curated record. Lineage: Eukaryota; Metazoa; Chordata; Mammalia; Rodentia; Sciuridae. Gene Ontology annotation, molecular function: FMN adenylyltransferase activity.